Molecule: messenger RNA, 3056 nt
Organism: Uranotaenia lowii
Lineage: Eukaryota; Metazoa; Arthropoda; Insecta; Diptera; Culicidae
Exons: 6
Coding region: 1078-2937 (619 amino acids)
Cellular component (GO): nucleus
Source: RefSeq, a predicted model, not a curated record
CUUCGAUGUUAGUCAGCUUUACAUUAUAAUACCAAGGGCGUUCUUUUAAACAGUCUUGAAUUUGGUAGAAGGUCUUACCUUUGCCUUCUUCGUUAGCGUAGUUUCGGUACCAAUUGUUGGCAGUUUGAAGUUGAAUUUGCUUAACUCUCCAGAAUCACAAAUUAUAAAAAUAUACCACAAAUUUUUAAGAAAAAUUCCAAAGUAAACAAGCAGAAGCGUCCCGACCGUCCCGACGCGAGCUUUCUCGAAAUGCAGAGUUGCCAAUAUUACGCACGAAGUACCAAAAGUCACUUUUACGUUCAUAUUUUUUUCUCUGUGUGCCUGCUGGAAAAUAUCAAAACGAUCAAAACAAAAUAAAUUCUUCUUUUUUAUUCGGUGAUCCUGUUUCUGGGUGAAUUUUCAGCAAGCAGUUGCAGCAACUGAUUUGAUUGACACCACACCACUAACACUGUGCCACCGGCACAGCACCACCGACACUACAUCAUCAGUUGCUGCAGCAAGCACACCGACUGAUGCGACCAACGCAGCAACACCGCACCGACCGAUGCUAUCAGCACCAUACCACCCAACACGAACCACACCAACACGGACUGCCUGCAGCAACUGAUUCGACAGACAUCACAUUGCCCGCCUUGCACCACUGCCCUGUCACAGAUCCACUGGCACAACACCAUCGACGCUGCACCGGUUGAUUCCACUAUAACUUGCACUGCACGACUCACAUCACACCAAAAAUUAAAAACAAAUUGAAUCAGCUGUUUUUUGACAGUAAACAACUAUAUUUGUGUUAGUGCGAUAGAAACCGAUAGAAACGAAUCCUGCUCUCGAGCUUGAUCGAUUUCGAUUGGUUUCGAUCGAUUCCGACUGGCUUCAUUGAACGUCAGUUGGAUUAGUUUCGAUCAUAACAUUGGCUGAGUGAACAACAAUUUACCAAUCGAAAUCGAUUGAAACCGAUUUCAAUUGGCUGUUGAACAGAGCUUUUGUGGACAAAUCUUGAACACAGCAGCUGCGGCAUCGAAAGCAAAAACGAACACAAAUCAGCAGCAUUUCUCAGCGAUACGAAUACUCAAUGGAAGCAUGGGCUUUUCGGCUGAGUUGUACAGCGUCCGAAAAGUGGGUGGUUACAAACCGCUGCGAGGAUUUGUUGAAAUUCGCGAUUGCACGGACAACGCCGAGGAACACAUUUUACAACUGAAAACGGGCAUCUGCUACGUGGAAUGCAGGCCUCAUAUGGAUCCUAAUGGCGCGAUUUGUCAGCACGUUCGAGCAGCCUCUGAGUCGGUAGAAACAGCUGAACCCUUAGCCAUUCAAUGGUCAGCGUUAGAACUGCUUGAUAUUUCUGCUGAGAUCCGAGCCACUAUUUGGAAGCAGCAGGAAUCUUGCCAGGGCGCAGCUCAGCUGGUACAGAAGGUGUCUUCGGACACGUUUGUGGUGAAGUGUGAAGACGAAGUUCAUCAACCGAUUCCUUAUUGUCACGUGCAGUUGAAACCGCCAUCUAGCAUCAGCUACGAUUGCCAAAUACUCAAUACCUACGAUGGAUCGUUGUCUUGUUACCAUGCGUUUGUUGUUGCAGCCGCGGUUUUGAGCUCUUCUAAAUAUCGAUCCACAUUUGAACCCAUCGUUAAACAUCUGCUCUUGCCAGAGAAAACUCUAAAUGCGAGCUCAAAAAUUGAACCAGUUGGUUUGUCGGCUCUGUCAUUGUCGACUAGUAAUUUUCAGAUUAAUUCCGACGUAACGGGAGCGAACACAUCUUGCAAUCUUCAAAUGGUUGAUUGUAAUUUCAGUUUUGAAAUAGAAGAACCUACAUCGCUAGUCAUAAACGAGACAGAGCCAGGCGCUGUUUGUCCCUCGCCGAUCAUCGAAUUGAUCAAUAGCACCGAAACGAGUUCUUCGGUCACGGAAGCUUUCGCAGCUCAGUACGAUGACGACAAUCUGCAGCUGAUGGACUGCCAGAUUGAACUGAUGGAUCAAUUCAACCUGACGGAUAGGAUCGAUUUUUGCCCCUCGGAUAUCGAGCUCAGUGACGAUAAUCUGGUAUUUCCGGCCGACGAAGAAAUCGGACUGGUUCUGCAAAUUAAUGACCCAAGUUCCAGCUCCAAUGGCGUCCCAGCAAAGAAGAAAUCUAAGCUAAUUGAUGUCACCACGAAAAAGGCUGCUCUGCGGGAAUCUAGUCGGGUUGCCAAGGAGAAAUUCACGAAAGGAAGCUACAACGUGCGGAAGUUAAUGAAAAUUCUCGAGUCUAAUGGAGUUGUUUUCAAUCGACUGCAAAAGUUAGAAGCGGUCACAGUUGAUACGUCUGGCGCACCAUCGUUUGAAGCAAAGUACUGCAAUUUGAGCUUUAAUCUAUGGUUAGAAUCUGUUAUAGAACAGCUUAACUCCGUGAUAACGUAUCAGGGAAACGGUCGACCAGAAGUCCAAACUUUCAGUGUACAUGAGGACUUCUUUCAAUGUCUGCGAGCGAGGUUCUCCGUUGGUCACUACAACCGGGCACCUGACCAUAGCUUCGAAAUAGCCGAGAUUGGUCCAACUCGUGGGCUCACCUGCCAUGUCUUCAAAUUCAGUUGUUACAAAAGUCUUCGCAACGUGCUGAAAACUCAUAAGAUUUCGUUGCAAUUCGAGAAAAGUUUUUGCAAAACGAGAGAUGGAACCUUUGAGGAAAUUGAUUCGACUCGCUCGCAAUCGCUUUCCGAAGAAGGACUGUCGAUAAAGCCUUUCGAAUAUAAAACUUACAUUAAAAUGGGAUGCUACAAAAUGGAUCCCAACCAAGAGACGCAUUAUUUUGUAAUAGAAUGGAUAGCAGGAGUGUUACCGAAGAGUCGAUUUGGCGAGAUGCGAAUAAACUUUCGUUACGGGCAUAAGGAGAACAACCUGUACGUGACAGCACCGGAAACGAAAUUCCAGCAGGAAGUUUCGGCAUUGAAUGACGCAAUCAGCUGAGUUAUUUACACAUCAAAAGGUUGGCUACUGAUGGAAUGUGUAAAAUGUACAUUUAAAAAUAAUUUUAACGAGCGGUUACAUAAUACAUAAAUAUUUGCAAUAUAAAAUGAACAAUAGUC